AGCCCGGCCGGCCGCCGCCUCGGAAGGUCUCAUUUAACCUUCCGCCCGGGCAUCUUCCCGCCCGGCGCCGCGGUGGGGGCCGCCUGGCGUUGGGAGUCCCGGGACCCCUGACCGUGCCCUGCGCGGCCGCAGCAGUUUCUCCCUUGCUCUGACACACGAGGGCCAGCCCUGGGUCCCGGCCAGGACCCAGGUUUGUACGACCCUUUACCUGCACGUGGGCCGCCGGGACGGAAGCGGAGUGUGCACCGGCCCAACCCUCCCAGACCCUCGUCGCCCACCCACGGCCGCUGUCCCUCCCACGGCCUGGGACGCGCCCCAGCGCCCCCGCCCCCCACUUCAGGAUGCAGCCCCGGCUCCCGCCCCGCGCCUACAUUCACAUCCUGCGCCCCGACCCCCGGGGUCUCCGAGUCUGGAUGCGCUUUCCUCUCGUGCACGCGGCCCCUCCUGUCGCUUCCUUCCUCCGACAGCGAGGCACAAACAGCCGGGACCAUCCGGGGCCCGGCCCAGGGAGGGCGCAGCCUCCCCCGACCCAUGUGUCCCUCAGACACUCCUCCCACCCCCAGUUGUUCUCACUUUUGGACCAACGGCUCUGCCUUCCAGGCGGCCGGGACGCGGUCCCAGGAGUGGAGACCGUUGCCUGUCGGCCCCCGUGUGACCCGGGGCGCGUGACAGGGGUCGGGGGAACUGCGCCUGCAAUGGGCGUUUAUGGCCCCCAGGACCGGUCUGAGAGUGAGAAGAGGGAUGUGCAGAGAGAUCCCCCGCCUUGGCAUCGGAGGAGAGAGGGGGAGAGGCCCGCUCGGGCCGGGUCCCUUCCUCUCGCUGCAGCGGGGCAGGGUUUUCUCAGGAAAACCUGGAUUAGCGAACAUGAAAACUCUCCCACCAUGUCGCAGAAUGGAUACUUUGAGGAUUCAACAGCUGGGUCUCUAGGCUACUACAAGUGUGACACAGAUGACACCUUCGAAGCCCGAGAGGAGAUCCUGGGGGAUGAGGCUUUCGACACUGCCAACUCCUCCAUCGUGUCUGGCGAGAGUAUCCGUUUUUUUGUCAAUGUCAACCUUGAGAUGGAGGCCACCAACACUGAGAAUGAAGCGACUUCCGGUGGCUGUGUGCUCCUGCACACCUCCCGAAAGUACCUGAAGUUAAAGAACUUCAAGGAAGAGAUCCGUGCGCACCGCGAUCUAGAUGGCUUCCUGGCGCAGGCCAGCAUCGUCCUGAACGAGACGGCCACCUCCCUGGAUAACGUGCUGCGGACCAUGCUUCGCCGCUUCGCCCAGGACCCUGAUAACAACGAGCCCAACUGCAACCUGGACCUGCUCAUGGCCAUGCUCUUCACUGACUCCGGGGCACCCAUGCAGGGUAAAGUCCACCUGCUGUCAGAUACCAUCCAAGGGGUCACCGCCACGGUGACAGGGGUGCAGUACCAGCAGUCGUGGCUCUGCAUCAUCUGUACCAUGAAGGCCCUACAGAAGCGGCACGUGUGCAUCAGCCGCCUGGUUCGCCCACAGAACUGGGGGGAGAAUUCCUGUGAGGUUCGGUUCGUCAUCCUGGUGCUGGCCCCACCCAAGAUGAAAAGCACUAAGACUGCGAUGGAGGUGGCGCGCACAUUUGCCACCAUGUUCUCGGAUAUCGCCUUCCGCCAGAAGCUCCUGGAGACCCGCACAGAGGAGGAAUUCAAGGAGGCCUUGGUGCAUCAGAGACAGCUGCUCACCAUGGUGAGCCACGGUCCAGUGGCGCCGAGGAUGAAGGAACGCAGCACAGUCUCCCUCCCUGCCCACAGACACCCAGAGCCCCCAAAGUGCAAGGACUUUGUCCCUUUCGGGAAGGGCAUCCGGGAGGACAUCGCACGCAGGUUCCCCUUGUACCCCUUGGACUUCACUGAUGGCAUUAUUGGGAAAAACAAGGCUGUGGGCAAAUACAUCACCACCACCCUGUUCCUCUACUUCGCCUGCCUCCUGCCCAGCAUCGCUUUCGGGUCCCUCAAUGACGAGAACACAGACGGGGCCAUCGACGUGCAGAAGACCAUAGCCGGGCAGAGCAUCGGGGGCCUGCUCUACGCGCUCUUCUCCGGGCAGCCAUUGGUGAUUCUGCUGACCACCGCGCCCCUGGCGCUCUACAUCCAGGUGAUUCGUGUCAUCUGUGAUGACUAUGACCUGGACUUCAACUCCUUCUACGCGUGGACGGGCCUGUGGAACAGUUUCUUCCUCGCGCUUUAUGCCUUUUUCAACCUCAGCCUGGUCAUGAGUCUCUUCAAGAGGUCGACGGAGGAGAUCAUCGCCCUCUUCAUUUCCGUCACGUUUGUGCUGGAUGCUGUCAAGGGCAUGGUUAAAAUCUUCUGGAAGUACUACUAUGGGCAUUACUUGGACGACUACCACACAAAAAGGACUUCAUCCCUUGUCAGCCUGUCAGGCCUCGGUGCCAGCCUCAACACCAGCCUCCACACUGCCCUCAACGCCAGCUUCCUGGCCAGCCCCACGGAGCUGCCCUCGGCCACACACUCAGGCCAGGCGACUGCCGUGCUCAGCCUCCUCAUCAUGCUGGGCACGCUCUGGCUGGGCUACACCCUCUACCAAUUCAAGAAGAGCCCCUACCUGCACCCCUGCGUGCGCGAGAUCCUGUCCGACUGUGCCCUGCCCAUCGCGGUGCUCGCCUUCUCCCUCAUCAGCUCCCACGGCUUCCAGGAAAUCGAGAUGAGCAAGUUCCGCUACAACCCCAGCGAGAGCCCCUUUGCGAUGGCGCAGAUCCAGUCGCUGUCCCUGAGGGCCAUCAGCAGUGCCAUGGGCCUCGGCUUCCUGCUGUCCAUGCUCUUCUUCAUCGAGCAAAACUUGGUGGCCGCCUUGGUGAAUGCACCGGAGAACAGGCUGGUGAAGGGCACUGCCUACCACUGGGACCUCCUGCUCCUCGCCAUCAUCAACACAGGGCUGUCUCUGUUUGGGCUGCCUUGGAUCCAUGCCGCCUACCCCCACUCCCCGCUGCACGUGCGAGCCCUGGCCUUAGUGGAGGAGCGUGUGGAGAACGGGCACAUCUAUGACACGAUUGUGAACGUGAAGGAGACGCGGCUGACCUCGCUGGGCGCCAGCGUCCUGGUGGGCCUGUCCCUGUUGCUGCUGCCGGUCCCACUUCAGUGGAUCCCCAAGCCCGUGCUCUAUGGCCUCUUCCUCUACAUAGCACUCACCUCCCUCGAUGGCAACCAGCUCGUCCAGCGCGUGGCCCUGCUGCUCAAGGAGCAGACUGCGUACCCCCCGACACACUACAUCCGGAGGGUGCCCCAGAGGAAGAUCCACUACUUCACAGGCCUGCAGGUGCUUCAGCUGCUGCUGCUGUGCGCCUUUGGCAUGAGCUCCCUGCCCUACAUGAAGAUGAUCUUUCCUCUCAUCAUGAUCGCCAUGAUCCCUAUCCGCUAUAUCCUGCUGCCCCGAAUCAUUGAAGCCAAGUACUUGGAUGUCAUGGAUGCUGAGCACAGGCCUUGACUGGCAGGCCCUGGCCAUGCCCCAUUCGCCAGCUCUCCACGUCCUCCCAGGCUGGCUCUGGAGCUGUGAGGGGAGGUGUAGGUGUGUGGGUGACUGCUCUGUGCUGCGCCUUCUCAUGGCUGACUCAGGCCUGGGGCAUCUGGGCAUUGUAGGGGUGCAGUGGUAUGUGCCCACCCCCCUCCCAUUAUCCUUUAGCUUCGAGCCAAGAGCGUUGCUCAGGGCAGCUUCUGCCCAGGGUGGGUGGGACUGAGCAGGAUGGAUUUUCUUUUGAUAAAAGAGUCGAUGCCUGAAAGAGAAACCAUUUCCUUGAUUGUGUAAGGAACUUGCUGUACGCACAUUAGAGAAUAAAGCUCCUGUUUCUAGGCUCCUA
This is a messenger RNA of Pongo pygmaeus (Bornean orangutan), 3837 nucleotides long. RefSeq names its product solute carrier family 4 member 11 (gene SLC4A11). The transcript has 20 exons. Gene Ontology annotation, biological process: transmembrane transport; monoatomic anion transport; monoatomic ion homeostasis. Gene Ontology annotation, cellular component: basolateral plasma membrane; plasma membrane. The record is from RefSeq and is a predicted model, not a curated record. Bases 342 to 3467 code for a protein of 1041 amino acids. Lineage: Eukaryota; Metazoa; Chordata; Mammalia; Primates; Hominidae. Gene Ontology annotation, molecular function: solute:inorganic anion antiporter activity.